AUGAUCCUACAUGGUCCCAGUAGCUCUAGCGACUCGCUUUCAAGUGCCACGACGGACAAGCGGGAUCUCAUGCCACGUAGUCAAAACAAUAGCAUGACAAGUAAUAGUAGUAUUCUUCAUAAAUUUACAGCUGAUGAUCCAAACUCCUUUGGUUCCAUGUUGGACCAGCUUCAUGCUGAACAAAAAGGUACAAUCGAAGCUUUGACUUGUCAGGUUGAAUUCUAUCGUCAGCGAGAAGAACGUGCACGUCAAGAGCUCGUAACAUUAAGACGCUGUCUACCACUUGCUGAUGGGGAUAAGGGCACGGCCUCUGUUGCGAAAUUGGCCAGUGAAAACCGUGCCUUGGGCGACAAAUUGGACGCACUGCAGGCGAAAAAGAGUGGUUGGGACAGGGAUCGUACACGGCUGGAGCGACAGAAGAAAGAGCUAGAGAGGCAGUUGAAAGAUGCCAAGCAUACACUUACGAGUUUCUCGCAGGCCAUUGAACAGCUGGAAAUUAAGAUGCAGCGCAAAGAGGCGGAGGUACAGACGCGGUGCCUUGAACUGGAGCAGGAACUGAGUGAUACUAAGCACGAGUGUGAGCAACUGCAACAGGACAAGACAGUGAUGCAACAGCAGCUGGAAAAACUUCAGUCAAAUAGUGACGAGAAUGCGAGAUUGCGCGCUGAGCUGCAGACGUUGCUACACAGUGCAGGACACAGCUACAGUGAACAGGUCAGCAGCUCAUGCUUUUCAUUGGAGAUCAAUAGCAUUCGUAAAAAGCUGAAUAGCUUGGAAGAUACCAAGCGAAAACAAGAAACAGAAAUUCAGGAACUGCGAGGGAAGUUGGCGGUAUUUGCUGCUGAGGUGUCGGCAGCUCAGCUUGAAGUUGAGCGCAAAAACAGCGAGAUUAAGGAGAUGCAGCUGAAGCUGGACAACGCGAACAAUCUAUUGACUCUUCGAGAACAGCUGCUUGCAUCGGACGACAGCUCGAAAAAGGAAGUUGAGGCACAACGACAGGAACUAAUGGCUUUAGUGUCAACGCUGCAGCGCGAAAAGAGUGACCUACAAUGCGAGAUUUCCAGCUUAUGCAAGGAAAAAGAGACCACCAAGGCGGAGCUGCAAACUGCGAAAUCACGGCUGACCGCAAAAGACCACACAAUGAUAGUAUCGACGCUUCGUAAUGAAGUUGCAUCGCUAAAGGAACGCCUUCGCAGUGAGUAUAUGGACGAAAAGAAUAGUUUGAUAUCGGAGGCCCAAUCGUUGAAGCAGGAGCUCAAGCUGCUGCGAAAGCGACUGGCAGAGAAAGACUUUGCUGCUCGCAAACUGGAAAACGACAUUCUUGGACGAGACGAGAAGCAAAAGCAGACUGAGUACGACAUCCGACAGUUGCGAGAGAAGAUUAGCCGACUGGAAUCUGAGCUUGGUCAGUCCCGAAGUAAAUACGAGCAGCUUGAGCAAUGCCGGACGUCGUUAGUAGAGCAGCUUGAUUUCGGAUUCAAGGAGUUGCUGAACGACGAAGAGAGUGCGGCGUCUGCGCAUGAAGAGGUGGAGAAACUGCGCAGCGAACUGACUCGGAUAAAAAAAGAUAGUUUGGCUUUAGAAACCAAACGGCAAAUGCUGGCGGAGGAGCUGGAUCGCACCAACAGUAACAACCGGGAUCAAGUUACGCGUCAGAAUGAGAAGAUUGACGAGCUGUACCGUCAGCUUCUUGAAAAAGAGGAGAUCAUCACGUCGUUGAAGGGUAAUGAACGCCAAGUGGCCUUGCUACAACAAGAGAAAGAGUCGUGGGAAGGAGCAGUCACUGAUGUGCGCUUGCGCUUUGAAAGCCGAGUGGAGACGGAAGUACGUAAGGCCGACAAUCUUCGCUCUCGGAUUGAACAGUUGGAACAGGAUAAGCUGUCUCUGAAGCAGCAAAUCAAUGCGCUUGAAGAAGAAAACGCAACUUGGAAAGAGAGAACACAUGCGACCGAGCUAUCUCUUAAGCAAAAAGAUGAGGAGUUGGAGGUCCUUCAGCGCGAUCUCUCUCGUCUUGAAACCCAGUUUGUUGACGCAACCAAACGAAUUGACAAGGGACAGGAAGAGAUCACGAUCCGUGAGCAGAAACUGUUGAAGGAACGAAAGAAGAUGGAGCGCGAGAUAAGUCAGCUCAUGCAUCGCAUUGAAAAUGCUGGCCAGCGAAACUUUGAGCUUGGCGAGAAGGUGAUCGGGUUUGCGAAGCAAUCCAAGGUGGACCAAACAGACUUGGUGGCGUUGAGCUCUCAAAUGAAAAGUUACAAGGACCAGGUAAAGGUGUUAGAAACACAACUUGGACAGAUUCAUCGUCGCAACGGAAUGGAAUCCAACACCGUAAGCGAUCUUCAGAGAAAACUGAAUGAUGUGACAUGCUUGAAAGAAAGCUAUCAAAUCGAGAUCAACAACCUUCGGCAGAAGCUAGAUGACGUACAGAACGACUACAUUGUGGUAAAACAACAACGUGACGAGGCCGUAAAACGAGUCCGUCUUCUUGUACGGUGUCGCGAUGAAAUGCAGGCGACCAUGGAAGAUCACACGGCGGAGUUAGUUGAAGAAAUCGAGGCGCUGCAGCACCAGAUGGAUAGUGAGCGCAAACGGUGUGCCGUGCUACUUGCCAACGAGAAGACGCUGUUGCGCGAUCUUCAAGAGCGGAACGCAGCCAUCACAAAGCUACAGCGUACUCUCUCAGUAUGUCAACGUCAAGGCCAGGACAAAUGCAGCAGCGAUCGAUCUAGCAGCUCGGUUUCCAGUCGAAGGCGGCGCUCUCGAGACAGUAGCGGCGCAGGCACCCCAGUGAAUAGAAGCGACCAAUCCACGGUCCCUACGACGACCUCGCUGUCCCCGGAUCACCACCAUAAUCAUUCGCAGCAGCAGGAGCCGCAAGAAUUGCUCUCGUCGAGCUCCGCAUCGAGCAUCAGGCCGACCAUGACGCCGGGAAAAGAGAUGGAGCACCUAUUGAGUAAUCUGGAGCGCAUUUCGGACUUUUCAGCGCAGAUGCAACAGCUUCAUCCUUAA
Peronospora farinosa is the source of this 3009-nucleotide messenger RNA. The record is from the annotation of a GenBank genome assembly. Lineage: Eukaryota; Oomycota; Peronosporomycetes; Peronosporales; Peronosporaceae.